Aspergillus calidoustus is the source of this 3141-nucleotide messenger RNA. The record is from the annotation of a GenBank genome assembly. NCBI's taxonomy places the organism in Eukaryota, Fungi, Ascomycota, Eurotiomycetes, Eurotiales, Aspergillaceae.
AUGGACGAUAAUGAGAGCAGUAAUGGGCUUAUCCCUGGAGCCGUCUCUGGGUCCAUCGGUCAAUUUUCCUUCGCCCCUGCGACGCAAACCACCGUAGUAACCACCACCACGACUACCACCACGACCUUCCCGCCGUUAUUUAUCAAACCACCGCGCGCGAUUCGAGAGCUUGACCCUAAGGUGUACCCUUUGGCGUCCUCCCCUACACCCUCGACAUUAAGAAACAUUAAGUUCGAGCUUGGAGGAAAGCCAGUGGUUUUUAGCGAACCUGAUGAUACCGCGGGGACUCUCGCAGAGAUUAAUGAAAAAAAUGAGGCUUUGAAAGCUUCAAAUGGCGUAGUUCGAUCAGUGACCUCUUUUACAUCCGAAGACCAGCCGCCCCGUCGGUUUCCCGCGUCCAGAGUCUCAAACCAUCCAUCUCCCAUCCCAACGAGCUCAAAGCGCCGCCCGUUAUCGAUCACAGAAACUUACCAAGGUAGCUUGAGAACGCAUUCGAAUCGGGUCCCCUCAGAACCUCUUGUCCGCUCAUUUCGUUCGCAUGGCUCAACACCCAGGAUCGCUGGUUUGGCGACCCCCGAGACUGAAGGCAACAACAGCUUCAGCUCCCAAGACAGUAUUGCAUCGAGGAGAAGGAUUCACAGUUCAAAUUUCCCGAGGAAGGAAACUCUACUCCGAUCUCCGUUGUCAUCUGAAGUUGAGUCUCAGGGAGACCUCUCCGUCCUGCAUUCGAGGAAAGAACCAACACGUACGAAAACGAUCGUUUCGGAGCGAAGCAGACAUUCUGGACGUCCAUCUGAAACUGAGACAUCGCACGAGGCGGAAAACUUUCCUACACAACAAGAGCCUAGCGCAGCUUCCACAAGCCAGGACACUGAGUACAUCAGGGAUAACUUCUCUCAACAUCGGUCCAUAGAUUCGGCUUCACAGCUGACGCUGAUUGAUAAUGUUGUUGCUCAAGAUAUGUGCUUGCCUAGUCCCAGUUUGUCGCCGGUGGCUGCCAUGAAUGCGCUGCACGCCGAUUCUUCGUUCGACUCUGCAGAAGAUCCUGAAGAUGAGACCGAUUCCAGUCUUGAACAUAAUGACCCUCAGACUACUGAUCAUUCUCGUAAAAGGGUCUUCAGUGCCCCGGCUCCUUCGGUUGCCGAGUCUAUUGCUGGUGCUUUCUCUUCAAAACUAAACAUCCCCCGAGCUUCUUCUUUGAUGGAUGUGCCGAAUAUCGUGGACUUUUUUGACUCGGUACCGGAAGAGAUGAAGACGUACCUGAUGUACCAACUGCUCAAACGUUGCCCGAAACCGACUCUGCACUUUGUCGCUGACGUUGUUAACCCGGCCCUCAAAUGCGACUUUCUCACCCUUCUUCCUCUCGAAUUGAGUCUCAACAUUGUCAAGUUCUUCGACGCACAAACCAUGUGCCGUGCUGCUCAAGUGUCGAAAAAGUGGAGGCAUAUCAUCAACUCGGACGAGAAAUCCUGGAAAGACCUUUUUGAACGGGAUGGUUUUGUGCUUCCAGAGGGAGAGUUGCAGCGGGCAAUCAGGGAAGGUUGGGGAUGGCAGUUUCCAAACGGAGUUGAAGACUACGAAAAAGAUCUUAGUCUCUCAACUUUCAUCAAACAAGACCCAGAAUCCGGCUCUGCUACUUCGCCGCUGGCUGGCCCAAGCGAUAGAUCGUCAUCUGUUAAUCGCCGCCCGAAAAGGAAGGCUUGUUCCCGGGCUUCUAGCAGAAAAUUCUCCAAGCGCAAGAUCUCAUCUAGCGGCACCGACCAGUCUGACUCUUCUGACUGGAAGAAAGAGGUCUCGCUUACGGAGGGGCCGUAUGCUGCUGCCAAUGCCGCCGCUGCUGCCGUUCCAUAUCCAGACAUUGGUCUGCCGUCUCUUCGAGGACUCCAUCUCUACAAAUCUUUGUAUCAGCGGCAUUCUUCCAUCCGUAAGGGCUGGAUGAAACCGGGCGUCAAGCCAAGGCACCUUGCUUUCCGUGCUCAUGACCGCCAUGUAGUUACGUGUCUUCAAUUCGAUACUAACAAGAUCUUGACGGGUAGCGACGACACAAAUAUCAACGUUUAUGACACAAAGACUGGUGUUCUAGAGGCGACUCUCGAAGGCCAUGAGGGCGGGGUGUGGGCUCUUGAGUACUAUGGGAACACUCUCGUUUCGGGAUCAACCGAUAGGUCCGUCCGUGUUUGGGACAUUGAGAGGAAGCGGUGUACACAAAUCUUCCAUGGCCAUACCUCGACCGUUCGUUGUCUUCAAAUCGUGCUUCCGGUUGAAGUCGGGAAGAAAUCGGAUGGCACUCCGGAAAUGAUGCCGAAGGAACCAUUGAUCAUCACCGGAUCGCGAGAUUCCAAUCUGAGGGUGUGGAAGCUUCCUAAACCUGGCGAUCCCGGUUACUACCAAAGUGGUCCUCAUGUUGACGACACUGACUGUCCUUAUUUUGUCCGUGUUCUUACUGGCCACCAACAUUCUGUCCGCGCAAUUGCGGCUCAUGGAGACACCCUGGUUAGCGGGAGCUACGACUGUACCGUACGAGUUUGGAAAAUUUCCACAGGAGAGACUCUGCACCGACUCUCGGGGCACUCACUCAAAGUGUACAGUGUGGUUCUUGACCACAAACGAAACCGUUGCAUCAGUGGAUCAAUGGACAAUAUGGUGAAGGUUUGGUCGCUUGAAACUGGCUCCAUUCUGUACAACUUGGAAGGCCAUACGUCUCUGGUUGGACUUCUCGACCUGAAGUGUGAUCGUCUGGUUUCCGCUGCCGCGGAUUCGACCCUGAGGAUCUGGGAUCCUGAGACUGGGCAGUGUAAGAGCAUGUUGAGCGCUCACACGGGUGCAAUCACUUGCUUCCAGCACGACGGCCAGAAGGUGAUAUCAGGAUCUGAUCGCACGCUGAAGAUGUGGGAUGUACGAACCGGAGAAUGUGUCCGAGAUCUUCUCACGAACCUUGGAGGGGUAUGGCAAGUUAAGUUCAAUGAUCGUCGAUGCGUUGCUGCCGUGCAACGUGACGGCAUGACUUACAUCGAGGUUCUGGACUUUGGUGCUUCUCGAGACGGUGUACCGGACGAUCAACUCGGCAGGCGGAUUGUCGUAAACCGAACAGGCCAGGAAGUCAGCGACACCGACGAGGAUUAUGAUCUUUCCGAUGCAUAG